This is a messenger RNA of Clunio marinus, 984 nucleotides long. NCBI's taxonomy places the organism in Eukaryota, Metazoa, Arthropoda, Insecta, Diptera, Chironomidae. The record is from the annotation of a GenBank genome assembly.
AUGACAUUACAACGAUUCCAUCUCGUCAGCAAUAUAAACAUUUAUAAAAGAUUAAAAGAUUUCUUAAAGACACUGACGCAGCUCAUCAUUCAUUGCUGCUCCGCUGAAAUCAGUGAGAAUCGCUAUAAAGGGAAAGGAGUGAAAAUCGUUUCGAUUGAUGCUGCCGACAGAACCCAAUACGACGAACGAGGCUUACACUCAAGUCAAGGAGCUUACAAUUAUGGAGCUGAGAUUGGAAAGAACGCGCAAUUUAAUCAUCAAACACGCGGACCCGAUGGCAUCACUUACGGAUGCUUUGGAUAUGUUGGCGAUGAUGGCAAACCACAAAUGGAACAUUACAUAGCAGACGCGCGCGGUUUUCGAUUAGUCACAUCAACCGACUUAGUCGAAGUCUUUCCAAUCGCUACCAAAUCUAAACCAUUCAACCCGAAGAAUGGCAAGCAGUCGAGAGGAAAAUUCACACACUUCAAGGAUUUAUAUUUUCCCGAAGGCUGCGGAAGUUUAGAUUUUGAUUUAUCACAUAAAGAUUUGAUUUCAAAAGACAUUUCGCCAUCUGCACGAAGCUUCCGAAGUAAACUCAGCUCAUCAGAUGCAGAAAGUGAAGAUUAUUUCAUUCCAGCAGCACAAAAUGUCAACGAACAGUUUGCACUUCCCCCAAGAUCAUUCGCUGACAAUAGACGGUCAGGAAACAAGAACGAUGGAUUUUACUAUCCUGACUUUAGUGGACGUUACAUCCAUGAUAACCGUGGUCAAUACAUUCAUGACAAUCGAGGAUUGUAUGUUCACAUUCCCGGACCUGACGGGCCACCAGCACUGCCAUAUAUUCACGUCGUCGGACCAAACGGUCCCGAUGGUCCCAGCGGAGGGUUCGGACCGCCCGGACCUAAAGGACCCCCAGGACCGCCAGGACCACCCGGACCCCCUGGCCCACCUGGCCCUGAUGGCCGUUACCGACCAGGACCCCCAGGACCGCCAGGACCGCCA